Molecule: messenger RNA, 1990 nt
Organism: Onychostruthus taczanowskii (white-rumped snowfinch)
Lineage: Eukaryota; Metazoa; Chordata; Aves; Passeriformes; Passeridae
Gene: HMGN2
Product: high mobility group nucleosomal binding domain 2
Exons: 6
Coding region: 659-1162 (167 amino acids)
Biological process (GO): chromatin organization
Cellular component (GO): chromatin; nucleus
Molecular function (GO): nucleosomal DNA binding
Source: RefSeq, a predicted model, not a curated record
ACCUGUGUGAAUUGAUUUAACGUCAUUUUAUUGCUUUUUAACGUUUUCCUCUCUCCUUCCAGCACUGCCGCCUCCCUUUUUGGGCUGCAGCUCGCCGCAUCUGCGGUGUUUUUACAGGAAAAGCGGCGCCCGCGCUUCCCCCGGGAGCCGCUCCGGGAUGGGGGCCCCGCGGGGCCGGAGGUGCUGAACGAACAGCUCCGCUCACCUGCGCGCGGGAUCGCCGCGGGGUGCGGGCGUCGUCCCACCCGCCCCCCACCAACCCCGUUAUCCCCGGAGCCGUUUUUCACAUCCCGAAUUUUCACCUUUCCCCCCCCAUUUCCCCUCCUUCCCUCCCCGCCUUGGCCCCACCCCACGUGACCCCCGCCGGCCAAUGGGCGCGCGGGGCGGCGGGGAUCCGGCUGGAACCGGUUGGGCCGCGUCCGGCUCUAUAUAAAACUUUAUAAACACCCGAUUCCAAUUAGUGGGGUCGGGACCAGCGCAGCCCGCCGGGUGCAGCCCCGCCGCACCGCUCCGCCGCACCGCUGCCCGCAGCGCGCCCGGCUCCCGCACCCCCGCCUCCCUCCGCCGCUCCCUCCGCCCCCUCACGCCGCCCGGCGCGCUCCGCUCUCCCCCACACACACACACGCACUCACUCACACUCGCACACACGCGCGGAGCCAUGCCGAAGAGAAAGGUACGUGCAGCUGCCGCCCCCCGCCCCCGCCGGCCUCUCCCCCCUCACGGUGUCCGCUCCCCCCUCACGGAGCCGCCUGCGGGAGGGGGGGCGGGACUACGCGCUCCCCCCCCCGCGUUCGGGGCGGUAACGGAGGAGCGAGGCCUCACCGGGGGUGGGGGCGGCGCGGGGCCCGUUACCGGCGAGGGCCGCGGUGCGGGAGGGGCCGGCGCUGCCCGCCGGUCCGGACCGGCUGAAGGAGAGACCAAGGGCGAUAAGGCCAAAGUUAAGGAUGAGCCGCAGCGGAGAUCAGCGAGGUUAUCUGCUAAGCCUGCUCCUCCCAAGCCAGAGCCCAAACCUAAAAAAGCAGCUCCAAAGAAGAGCGAGAAGGUGCCCAAGGGGAAGAAAGGAAAAGCUGAUGCUGGCAAGGAGGGAAACAACCCUGCAGAAAAUGGAGAUGCCAAAACAGACCAGGCACAGAAAGCUGAAGGUGCUGGUGAAGCCAAGUAAAACGUGUGAAUUUUUGAUAACUGUGUACUUCUGGUGACUGUACAGUUUGAAAUACUAUUUUUUAUCAAGUUUUAUAACAAUGCAGAAUUUUGGUUUACUUUUUUUUAAGCUAUGUUGUUAGCACACAGACCGCUUCAUUGUUGUGUUCUGGGGGGGUGGGGGGCAAUGGGGACAAAUGUCAUUUAGUCUAUUUCUCAAAACCUAAAUUUUAAUAAGAAAAGCUUUUGCCAGUCCCCCAGUUUUUGGAAGAAGGGCCCUUCCUGCAGGGAGGAAGAAGGGAUUCCCCCGUGCUGCCUGUCAGUCCUGCCCAGGUGAACAUCAAAGCUCCCAAGAUGCUGUUGCCUGCUCCAAAUCCCAGUGCCACCAGUUGUCCUUUGGUGUCCCCUGCUCACCCAGUCCCUCCCAACCACAGCAGAACUGCCCUUCUGGGACAUCCCAGUGUCAGAUGACCCGGAUUUCUGGUGGCCAGUCUGGGAUGUACUGGCUCAAAAAGGAGCUGCACUUCCUCUUUUCCGUUGUGGACCCUCAGAUACAGAAAUCUGCCUCUCGAGUUUGUUUUGCUCUCAAAGUCAGGGUGGGUUUGUGCAGAGUUGUCAGACAACGCGCGGAUGCGAGCGUGUCCACCCUCACUCUAAACUUUGCCCUCUGCAGGUGCAAGCUGAAGAUUCUUACGGUUUUUAGCAACUUCUCCAUGUCAGUAGUCCACAAAGGGAGGGGAGUUUGACACUUGUUGUAAAAUGUUGCGGAUUGUAGCCCAUGUCCUGCCUAAAUGACCAUGAUUGUUCAUGAAAAGUACCUUUAAUAAAGCUGGAUACGGUUUGGCUUGGA